CAAUUCGUGACAUGGUUGCACAGAUGGAAAUUGAGUCGCUAUUGUAUUUGUUGGAGUGUGGUUGGCAUCGCUCUCACUUUUUGCACUCCAGAUUUUCCUUUUUGCAUUCUUGAACCACUGUCACUUUUACCGAGUCAUAAAGUCAUUGUUUUUCCAUGCAAUACGUGAGAUCGCCUCCACAAUCACCACGAUCGCCCGAUAUGUGGGAUCCCCGAGGGUCCAAACCUAUUUCAACCUCAUCGCGAUCCACCGCGCCUUAUUCUCGGUCCCCUUCUCUCGCAUCAUCGUCCAGUCGAGCUCACAGUAGUGCUCACUAUGAAUCCGCCGCACGCACCUAUUACCUGGAACUUAAAGACUACCUGACAGAAACCUUGACCAAGGAGGCAGCCGAAGGCGUACCUCCUCAGCGCGAUUCGGCUCGACAAAAAUUGUCAAGGCUCAAUAACUCUCAAUUUCAGGAACUGGCAAUGGAUGUAUAUGAUGAACUGGUGCGACGUCAAUCCAAUGGGAAGCAAGUACCUUUUUUGCCUGUCAGGGACGAAUUUCAUCCACGUCGUAAUCAAGCGCGACAAAAACUUGCCACCUUGCCUACUUCUCGAUUCAAAGAUCUCGCCAGCGAUGUCUUUUAUGAGUUAUCCCGACGAUAUCCUCAAUUUAAUGAGCCACAAGAACCUGUGCCGAGCAUGCCUUUAGGUUUCAAUGAUAACAAGGAUCAACGCCAUGAAUCGCGACCGCAGCCAUCGCAUUCAACAAAUAUUGUUCCGGUAAUGGGGAUGAUCAGCGUAGAAUCAAUCGAGCUUUCCGAAGAUGAAUCGAGCGGGGAAAAACGAUCGAUGGAUAGAUACACCGCUUCAGAAUCAAGGCCUUCCGUAGAUCAAACCGCGUCCUCCCCAAAACCUUCUUUGGAUAUUCCCAACAAUAACAACAACCUACAAUCACUCGACAGCCUAAUGGCCGAUUUAGGAAAUAUGGUCAGCACCCCCAAAGCCGAUGGCGUGCCACGAACCGAAUUUGCGUUUACAGAAAUGGAUCAGAUGCGCUCCAACUAUGAAUAUCGUAUUGCCGCCAUGUCAAAACGGAUUCAGGAACUCGAAGCUGGAUCAAGGGGAUCGCCCUCAACGUUAUCUACGAACAAGAUGGACAACGAAGGAGAACAGCGAUACACCGCAUUGCAAGAUCAAUACGCGCGUUUGGAAAAGCAGUUUGAAAAGUUAUCUUUGGAUCAUCAGGCGCAACAACAAGCGGUACGUGAUGUGAAGGAAGAAACCAAACAUUUACUGGCGCAACUGAAAGAUCUAUCGUCGGAAAACGAGGAUCUUCGACAGAAAAAAGAUCAAGCAGAAUCAGAAAUGGAAAAACUGCGAUACGAGCUCAAAGAGUGUCAAACCAAAUGUGAAAAUAUGCAACACGAACUGCGAAAUUUUAAAGCUUCUUCCAUGAUAUAUACUGCAUCUGUCAGUACAGUGGCGGGCCAGCCGCAUUUUUUGCAACCGACAGCCGAUGGCGCAAUUAAUCAUGCCCAUCUUGUCAGCUAUCAGCAGGCAGCUGACCAAGUAUCAUUAUUAGCAAGAUCCAAUGAUGCAUCUCAACUUUUGGCAUCACUCAAUCCACUAGUGAUCGCUUGCAAAAAGAUCUCGGCCGAUGUGGAAGCAUAUGAAGGACAAAGCAGGCUUUCAGCUCAUAUGCUUGCCGAAUUAAACAUCUUGAAGCCCCAGUUUUCCGAUGCUUUAACCCACGUUAUUCAGACCGCCAAAUCUCACGCUGCCAAGGUCCACGCUGGUGACGUGGUCCCCCCACCGAUCAGUUCAGUGGAUACCGCCGUGGGUCGUCUAACUGUCACAAUGGUGGGAUUCACCAAACUUUUGGGCAUUUUCCCCGCGACAGCCACUAAUGAUACCGCCACCACUUCCAUCGAAUCAAACGACGCACUAAGUCCUGAGGAAAUUUCGGAAUAUCUGAAAAGCGAGACGGAUCAAAUUGUCAGCAAGAUUCAGAGGCUAUUGUCGGUACUUCGUCAUCCUGACCAGAGCAAUGAAGUCAAUGCCAUUAUUACCUCGAUUGUGAAUAUCGUAUCCAGUAUCAUUGAGGUCUCCAAGAGCACAUUUGAUCACCAAGCAGGCGCCCCCUACAAACAGCAAGGCAACGAGAUUCUGGACAAUCUUCGAUUAUGUCAAGGCACACUCUGCCACAUCCGCGACACCGCUUUCACGGACGCUACUGAAGUGGCGCAUCCGGCCGCCAAACGCGAUUUGGCCAAGGAAUCGUAUGAAAUAGCAAAAUAUACAAAACAACUGAUCCAUAUUUUUAAUUACUGA
Radiomyces spectabilis is the source of this 2315-nucleotide messenger RNA. RefSeq lists its product as uncharacterized. Gene Ontology annotation, molecular function: MAP kinase scaffold activity. The transcript has 12 exons. NCBI's taxonomy places the organism in Eukaryota, Fungi, Mucoromycota, Mucoromycetes, Mucorales, Radiomycetaceae. The record is from RefSeq and is a predicted model, not a curated record. Bases 156 to 2315 code for a protein of 719 amino acids.